AUGAAAGGGUAUCCCUCGUUACACAAGAGAACAAGUCGAGAUGAAGAUUCAAUGGUAAGAAAUCAGGAAAAUUAAGAAGAAGAGCCCCCAAUAAGCAGAAGAUAGCGAAUGACUUAAAAAUCUAGGUCAUCAGAAUAUGAGCACGAGUAUAUUGAACUAGACAGCACUAACUCAGAGGCUACGGCUUCUAUAGGUGGUGAAAACAUAGAGAAUCAGCUGGAGUGUUCAGAAAAUUUAUCUGCAGAAAAAACUCUGCAAAACUUCAAGUUUGAUAGAAGAAUGAUCCCAAGGAGAAUUGCACUUGCGGAACAAGAAUAAAUACAGCAGAGUCAUUAAAUUUAAGCAGAAUAAGAGAUCUCUCGCUCCUCAUAGUAGCAAUAGUAUUACUUAUAAUAUUAAUAAUUAUAUAGAAGAUUGUUUGAAAUUUAUCAAUAAAAUCUCAAGGCUAUUGAUGAUGAUUAAUAAUAUCAAUAUGAAGAUAGAUUUACAUGCCAAGAAACUUUAGCAAAUAUUUAUUCCUCGCAUGAACUCUAAUCUUUAAUUGAUCAAGAUAAGAAAGUAGAAUAUCUGUAGGUUUCAAAUCAGUGUUAAUUUUUGUUCAAACUUUCGGGUCUAAGACCUGAAGGUACUGAUAUAAGACUUCCUUAGGAAUAUCCAAGAAGAAAAGACACUCUAUAAGCAGAUGAGACUCUAAGUCCAUCCCUUAAUAACAUCUACUGUACUUCUAAUUCAAAUCUAAGAGAUUAAAUGAUGAGACAAGAUUCCUUAUUUGACUCUCCUAAUGAAAAAAAUGAACAAUUGCCUGGGUCUACUUUAAAAUAAUACGAGAAUCUCAAUAAAAUACUGAUAAAUAAUCUUUUGUUUAGCUAAAAAUUAACAUAGACAUACCUAGAAAUCACCUCUUUUUAACUUAUUUAAAAUGGAAAGGCUUUCCUCAACUUAAAAGAGAGAGUUGCGAUUUCAGAUUGGAUGGCUUUAUUUUGCUCAUAAAAAGAAAUCCACAGAUAGACCUAUUAUCUGGCUUUAAGUUAUUUCGAUGUGAUUGUAAACAAUUUAUGCUAGUAAAUUUUGAGAAAUCAGUUUAAUUCUUAAAAAGACUAGACGCUUUUGGAAGGCCUGGCAAUAGUUAGUUUAUUCUUAGCUUGCAAACUAGAAGAAGUCAAGCCCCCCAGUUUGAUGCAGAUGCAUUAAUGCAUACGCUCAAAUACUGUACAAUAAUUAAUUGAAAUUGAAAGAGAGACAUUGAAGAUACUUAAUUUUAAGCUAGUAAACUUCACUAUUUAUGACUACUUGAUUGCUUACCUAAAAAUAUGGAAGGAUAUAAACUUAACGAAAAUAAUGGAUUUGGAGUUAGAAUGUCAAGAAAACAUUGAUGAUUUGUCAUUUGAAGAUAAAAUAUUUACAUUCGUUGAUUUACUUCUACUAGAUAUCCAAUCCAGCACUUUUUCUGCUGCACUUUUGGGACUUGCGGUAGUUUACCUUGGAAAGCAGAUAAGCGGAGGACUCUCACUCUCUUGUGACGUAAAUGAGAAAAAGACUUUGGAACAAUUAAGUUUUAAUACUCUAUAUACAAAUGGAGAUAAUCAAAUCAACGAGAUAUUUGAACUUGUUAUUUAACAAGCUUUCGGAGAUUUAAGUGUUAUCCAACACUUGUAAUAGCCAUUCUAGUUUUUAAUAAAGUUUGCGCAUAUCCUCGACAGAAUAAUUCAUUCUUAAGAUGAAUCCUUAUUUGUACCUUGCGAAUCCUAAGUUAAAACUAUGGCAUAUUCUAAGAAUUGGAGACCAGAGAUUACAAAUGUAAUUCUAGAUAGUUUGAACAAAAGUCUUAAUCAAGCAAAUCAUUCUGUUUGA
Stylonychia lemnae is the source of this 1851-nucleotide messenger RNA. NCBI's taxonomy places the organism in Eukaryota, Ciliophora, Spirotrichea, Sporadotrichida, Oxytrichidae. The record is from the annotation of a GenBank genome assembly.